Paramecium pentaurelia is the source of this 1161-nucleotide messenger RNA. The record is from the annotation of a GenBank genome assembly. Lineage: Eukaryota; Ciliophora; Oligohymenophorea; Peniculida; Parameciidae.
AUGAAAAUUAAAGCCUUGAUUUUUGGAGCCUCUUUAGCAUUCUUAAUAAAAGUGAUGAUUGGAUUCUUUGAUUUCUUCAAGAGUGUCCCAGUUGUGAAUACUUAUUCAAAUUGUGAAUAUUUGGAUACAAAUAUUAUUGGUCCAGAGGAUAUGCAAAAAUACAAUUAGACAACAAUCAUUGUAGGAUCUGGAGACUUCCAUAAGUUAUGGUCACAUGGAAAACCAAUUUUAGAAUAGCUUGGACUAUAUGCAAUUGUUAAUUCUUAAGAUGAGAAACCAAAAGUAGUGAAAUUAGGAAUUUAGAAUUUUCCAACUAACAUUUCACUAUAUGUGCAUGGAUUAGAUAUUAGAAAACAAUAAGAUGGAGAAUACAUCUAUGCACUUAAUCAUGCAUAUUGGAAUGGUGGAGAAAGAAUAGAAGUCUUUAAAAUCUUAGAUGAGCAUCUUAAUUUAGAAUAUCAACAUUCUAUCAUUAUGGAUGAUAAAUACAAUGGAAUUUUGAAUGAUCUAAUAGUUAUUGAAGAUAAUAGAUAUUUAAUUACUAAGUAUUUACCAUACGCAGAUCCUAAAUAAGGAAGAUCUGAAAUGGCUCCAUCUCAUUUUAUUAAGACUUUAUUUAUAUGGAUAAGUUAAUAACGAACUUCUUUUAUUAUUGAUUGUAAAUUUGAAAAGAAUUCCACUAUUAUUCAACCAACAUGCAUAGAAUUACUUGAUCCUUCACUAUCAGGAGUAGUUUUAAAUGGGAUCACUUGGAAUUAAAAGAAUUUGGUUUGGGCUGCUGACAGUAUUGCCAAAUAAUUGAAUGAAUAUGAAUUAACAAAAUAAGGUUUAAUAUUCAAGAGAUAUAUUGAUAUUGAAAACUCAAUAGAUAAUUUAGAAUACGAUUCUGAAAGGAACUCUUUGAUUCUUGGACUCAUACCAAAAAUGAGUAAUUAUUUUUCUUUAGAUGGAUUUUUGAAAGGAGUAGAUCGAUUGGAAAGAUAAACUAAAUUUGAAUAUUAUGGAACAGUUGGAGAAUAUGACUUAACAUAAAAUAAAUUAAUAUAUCUAGCAUAAAAUACUGAAUUAUCGAAAGGAUUAUCAGGAGCCUUAAUUAGUGGUAAUAAUUUAUUUGUUGGAAGUUGGUGUGAUGUUACAGUAGUCAUUUGCAAGAAAUAGUGA